UGGCCUAGUAGGAUAUGAAUGGCCAAUGUAACCAAUUAAAUUAGCUAUAGUGUCUAUAUAUGGCGCCAUUGAAUUAACGGUUGAGAAUAAUCAAUUGAGGGAAAGUGAUCCAUCAUCACUCAACAUUAUCAUUUCUGGUUGGCAUUGAUAAAAACAAACAUCUUCUUUUUCUUCUUCUUCAUCUAAGGUACCUUCCUUGAUUCCUCUCCACUUUCCACCCUCUUCUAUGCUCCAGUUUUUCCGGCAAAUGCUCGCUGCCGGAAAUUCUGAUCACAGAAGAGGAUUCCUAUUUCAAUUUGCGAGGCCAUGAAUGAUACUACCGAAGAAUGCAACAAUAAUUAUGAAAAUGAGAACAAUUAUAAUAUUAAUGAUACCCCUUUAGUUUUCAUUGAAAAUGAUGAAAAAAGUCUCAAUGAGGAUCAAGAACAAGAAUUGGUGGUGGAAGAUAAUAAUGAUGGGGUUAUUGAAACACCAAGUCCUGCUGGAAUUAAACUCAAGAUAAAGAAAUCAUUGUUGGAAUUUCGAUGCAAAGUCGAAGGUGCAAUUCUUGGAAACUAUUUGUUAGAACAACAAGGAGAAAAAAUAGCAUUUACAAAGGAAGAUAUUAGAGAUGUUACAUUAUGGGGUGUACCUUUGUUACCAAGUAAGGCACAUGAAGGUACUGAUGUUGUUUUGAUGAAAUUCUUAAAGGCUAAAGAUUAUAAGGUUAAUGAUGCAUUUGAUAUGUUACAGAAGACUAUGGUUUGGAGAAUUAAAAAUAAUGUUGAUAAAAUUCUUGAUGAAGAUUUGGGUUCUGAUUUUGAAAAUUCUGGAAUUUUGGAUAGUAGGGAUAAGGAAGGAAGACCUGUUUGUUACCAUCUUUUUGAGGUUUUCAAAGACAAGGUUUUGUAUAAGAAGACAUUUGGAACACAAGAGAAAUGUGAACUUUUUUUGAGGUGGAGAAUUCAGUUGAUGGAAAUUGCUGUUAAAAAGUUGUGUUUUAGAGGAGGGGUUGAUUCAACUAUUCAGGUUUUUGAUUUAAAGAAUUCACCAAUUCAAGGAAUGAAAGAGCUUAGUGCACUCAGCAAAAAGGCUCUUAUAUUGUUUCAGAAUUAUUAUCCUGAGAUUGUUUACAAAAAUAUUGUAGUAAAUGCACCAUUUUGGUUCUACACUUCACAAGUUUUAUUCUCAAGGUUUAUGAACCAGAGAAAUAAAAAGAAGUUCAUCUUGGCAAGACCACAAAAGGUUACACAAAUUCUUCUCAAGUAUAUAGCCCCAGAACAUCUUCCAGCUGAAUAUGGUGGUCUAAGGAGGAAUGGUGACCAAGAUUUUUCCCCUGAUGAUAAGGUUUUGGAGCUUAAAAUCAAAGCAAAUUCUGUUUCUACAGUUGAAUUUCCAGUUAAUGAGAGUGGAGUGACAAUAAUGUGGGAUGUAACUGUGGUUGGAUGGGAUGUGUCUUACAAAGAAGAGUUCAUUCCAGAUGAUGAAGGCUCAUACACUAUAUUACUACAAAACCAAAACAUUGUCGGUGACAGUACUAGAAACUCUUUUUACAUCAGUGAACCAGGGAAGAUAUUAUUAACAGUUGAGAAUGGUAAUUACAAGAAGAAGAGAAUGUAUUAUAGAUCAAAAACUAGAACCACUGUUCCUAUGUUCAUAUUACUAUCAUAACAAAAUGGUUUCUCCAUUUAAUUUGAAGAUAUUGUUUGUAUAUUUAUUAUUCUUUUGCA
Cicer arietinum (chickpea) is the source of this 1709-nucleotide messenger RNA. Its product is annotated as patellin-4-like. Lineage: Eukaryota; Viridiplantae; Streptophyta; Magnoliopsida; Fabales; Fabaceae. The record is from RefSeq and is a predicted model, not a curated record. Gene Ontology annotation, molecular function: lipid binding.